GCCCGUCCGCAACAGAAGCUGCGGUCAAUGGGUGAAUGCCCGGCCGCUCCGGUCUGGCGCGACCGGCCACGAGCAGUUUUCGGGUAGCUAUCAGCAUUAAACAGCGGCUGGCCCGUGUGAUGUUGUCUCUCUCACUCGCUCACUGAGAGCGGGCGGUAUUCCGGCUCCUGUCCAAAAAGCUCUUUAUUCAGUUCCCAGCGAGAGCCCAGCCGAAACGCGCCGCGGGCUGCGGAGAAGCCGUGCGCCUUCUUAAAGGGUCAGUAUUUCAGCCAGUCAGUAAACUAGUCUUCCCCGGCCGUCAGCCCACGGACCGUUGGCUCACUUCACCAUGGACGUCCUCAUCGUCCUGCUCGGGGGGCUCCUCCUCCUGAUCCUGACCAUGCUGGCCCUCAAGAGGAAGGCCUUCGUCGACAAGAUCAACGCCUUGCCGGGGCCGCCGAGCGCACCGAUCAUCGGGAACCUCCUGGACAUCGCCAAGCACAACUUCGAAACGUUGGCCGCCGCAGUAGAGCAACAGAAGGAAUUUCCGAACGGUUUCCGGUUUUGGAUCGCCUCGUUUCCGUACGUGGUCCUCAACACCGCGGAAAGCGUCGAGGCCGUGCUGUCAAGCGUGCAGCACAUCGACAAAAGCAACGACUACUCCACGCUGCACCCGUGGCUACGGUCCGGACUGCUAACGAGCAAGGGCGCGAAGUGGCACGCCCGCCGGCGCCUGCUGACGCCCACCUUCCACUUCCGGAUCCUGGACCAGUUCCUUCCGGUGUUCAACCGGAACACGACCGUGCUGGUGAAGAAGCUGGCAGCAUUGAGCGGCCGCGAGGCCUUCAAUCUUGGCCACUACGUUCACCUGUGCACACUGGACACCAUCUGUGAGUCUGCAAUGGGCACGACCGUCAACGCGCAGGAGGACUCCAACUCGGAGUACGUGCAGGCGGUGAAAACGUGAGUACCAGGCGACCGAUUG
This is a messenger RNA of Frankliniella occidentalis (western flower thrips), 964 nucleotides long. RefSeq names its product cytochrome P450 4c3-like. The record is from RefSeq and is a predicted model, not a curated record. The transcript is spliced from 5 exons. Lineage: Eukaryota; Metazoa; Arthropoda; Insecta; Thysanoptera; Thripidae. Gene Ontology annotation, molecular function: monooxygenase activity; heme binding; oxidoreductase activity, acting on paired donors, with incorporation or reduction of molecular oxygen. The coding region runs from base 329 to 946 and encodes 205 amino acids.